Messenger RNA from Brassica napus (rape), 3429 nucleotides. RefSeq lists its product as uncharacterized. Bases 2237 to 3160 code for a protein of 307 amino acids. The record is from RefSeq and is a predicted model, not a curated record. The transcript is spliced from 3 exons. NCBI's taxonomy places the organism in Eukaryota, Viridiplantae, Streptophyta, Magnoliopsida, Brassicales, Brassicaceae.
GUGUGGUUGUCUUAGGUUUUGAAACUCUAAAACCCAAAUUCGUCUGUAAUUUCUGACAAAUUUGGGGGUUUAUAUAUGUUGACUGACCAAUCAAGCAACAUGCACAAAAUAUGCCCUAUCCAUCUGUAAUUCGUUGGAAAUUUGUCCGGCAUAUUCUAUUCUCGACAAUUGGUCAAUCUUCUAAUUAAUUUACUUUAUUAAAUAGUACGAUGGGACUAUGGACGAAUUUCUGCUGACAUGUACGUUUUGUCAAGAAUUCAUCGGGGAAUGAAAUUUACCCUAGAAAAUGAACCAUCUAAAAAUAUGUGAACCACCAAAUAAUAAGUUUUACCGAAUCGGGUAUGUUGGUAUUUUUUAUUACAUAAACCGAGUUUCUCUCUCUCUCUCUCUCUCUCUCUCUCUUUGCAAUUUCAAAGAACAGUCAGAUUUCAUCCCAAUUUCCAUAAAAAAACCAUCCUUCCACCACUGAUCCCGAGAUUGUGGAGCAGUUGAGGAACAAAGACUAGCGAAUAGUAGCUUUGGAGACCCAAAAGGAAAACUAGGCUCAAAUGAUGGAAAACUAGGUUCAAAUGGUGCAUAUACAGAGAAUGAACCAGAAGAUGAUAGACAACAUAAAGCAAUUGCAAAUAACAGUCAACUUUCAUCCCAAUUUCCAUAAAAACCGUCCUUCCACCACUGAUCCCGAGAUUGUGGAGCAGUUGAGGAACAAAGACGAGCGGAUAGUAGCUUUGGAGACCCAAAAGGAAAACUAGGUUCAAAUGGCGGAAAACGAGGUUCAAAUGGUGCAUAUAUAGACAACAUAAAUCAACUGUUUCUCCAUGUGUUUUAGUUCUUUUUAUAGAUUUUAAACCUUUUAAUGUUGAUUUUGUUUUCUAAAACUUUUUUAUAUAUUUACAUUUUAGUUAUGCUUUUCAAUCCAAAUUUAAAUUUUUAAAAAUUAAUUAAUUAAAAAAAUUAAUUUUAAAAAUAUAACUUUGAAGAUGAAAAACAUUCCAAUAUUUUCGACAAAUUUUCAUCAGUAAUAUUUCCGACGAACUAAUUUCCCCGAAAAUAUUUCUGACAAACCUAAUUUGUUGGAAAUAUUGGCAACCAGCUUUUCUUCGUAUGAAAUAUUACAGACGAAUCUAAUUCGCUAGAAAUACAUUAACAACACACCAAAUUCGUCAAAAAUAAAUUACCGACGAACAAAAUUCAUCGGAAAUAUCAGCUGAAAAAUUUCUGAUGCUUGUUUUUGAGGCUUAUUUCAACGGUUUUUUGUCAAAGAUGUGUCUGUCGGAAUCUAUCAGGAACUGUCAGAAAUCUCAAGGAAUUCCAGACAGAUAUUUUUCCGAUGAUAAAGAUCUGACAAAGCAGUUUUCAUCGAGAAUUCGUUAGGGUGGAAACCAGUUUUCAACUUUUUUCUUGUAUGAUAAUAUCCAAUGAAAAGAAAAACUUAAAGUUUAGGGUGGAAAGAGAGAGGCAUUCGGGUAAAGCACGCACAUAUACCACAUUAAAAAUUUAUAUCCCACAUUAAAUUGAGAGGUUUCCGGCUUAUCUAUCUAAUACCAAACGAAAUUUUGAACCCAACUCUCCCAAUUUCAUCUUCACCAAACAAACAAUAUUCUAUGACCAAAAUAAAAUUUAGAGAACCAAAAAAAUAUGUUCACAUUUAGACACCCAAAUACAUACUUAACCUUUGUUUUCACUAUUAUCAUUAUUCAACCUGACAAUAUGUACUAGGCUUGGGAAAAUUAUAAAUUAUCUGAAAUUUACAGAAUGUUGGGGUCAAAAUCGGUUACGACGAAAACAAUGUCGGAAAGUUUCCUAGAAACCUUUCUUCUCUAAAAAAAGAAAUAAAAAUGUGGGAAACUAAAACUUCAUAAAAAAAUAUUAUACGACAAGUUCCUCGAAAAAGAUUAUUUAAUCUCUCGAGCAGACGAUUCUCGAGCGACGAAACAACUGAACCGGCUUCGUCCAACCCGCCAUCAGACAAAUUGGAUGGACCUCACCCAACUCGCCCGAUGGCAAGCGACCUCUUCCAACUCGCCAACGGGCGAGCGACCUCGUCCAACUCGCCAACGGGCGAGUUGGAUGAACCUCAUCCACCUAAUUUGUCACCAUUUUGGAAUUCAAGCAGUGAUCUCUAUCUGUUCAUUCCUUCGUCUUCAUCGCCUCUGUUGGUCGCGAGUUGAAGAUUAGAACUGGUCAGACUCUAUCCUCGUCGUAUCCUUCUCCUCAUACUUCCUCUUCUCCGGCGAUGUUGACGAGCGAAACCGCUUUGCUCGAACUAGUUGGUCCUCUUCGGACUUCAGAAACUGUGGUCCUUUCUCCGACUUUCGAAUCUGUUACAGCACAGAUAGCUCCACCUCAGACCUUUUUCUCAACCACCCACGAUGGCAGUAGGGUGGUUCCUGCUUCUAUUGAGGGUAACAACCAAUCCCUGGUUUCUGGACCAAGUCAGUUACAGCAAUUUCCAAUCCCUGAGGUUAAAUCACCAACAAAUCCAUCUGAUGAUCUUGCUCAAGCUCCAGAAAAAUUUGUCCCAUCUUUGGGAACAUGGGCAAAACCGCUUUUCUUCAAAUCUCCGGUCACACCUUCCAAACCUAGUACUCCUCGAGACUAUGAUCCAACGAUUGUCGGGAAUCAAUUAGCUGCUCUCUGGCCGACUUUAAAUGACGAGAUCUUAAACAAGCAACCAAAGGGUAAGUAUCCAUCCCGUACUAUCCAGCCUCCUAUUGAAAAGCUUCCACCACCGGAAAUAAAAGUUGAUGGGAGCCUCCAUUUUCCAUGGACUGCGAGAUCUAGCGCUCAAUCGCGCAAUCUGUACCGGGCAGACACACCAACUUACCUUCUUGAUUGCACACCUGAGGUAUCUAUUCCUUUUAGGCUAGGUACCGAGAAUAAGGACAAGUACAUCAUUGGAAAGUUCCAUAAAUGUUCUCUACCGCCAGGUGGUUUAGUACAUGCUGUGGUAAAUAAAAUUUGCCGAAGAAGUUGUAAGAUCAAUUGUAAGAAGUUUGGUGAUUCAUCUUUAAUGUUCCAUAUCCCGCACCAACCUACUCGCUCAUUCAGCGAGGAGUAUGUCACAUUAAUGAUUGCUUACUUUUUGUAUUGCCAUGGACUCCAGAAGCUUCCUUCAAAGUCUCUGAAAUCUCCACGCUUCCAAUCUGGGCCACUUUGAAGAACAUCCUAGAUUGUUGCUACUCGAGAUUAGGAAUAAGGCAUGUUUCAUCAGGACUUGGAGAACCCAUUCUUACGCAUAAACCUCGACUUGAUCCUACCAGUUUGGGCGAAGCAAAGGUUUUAGUCGAGAUGGAGUUGGAUAGAAACUUUUCGAAGAUUAUUUCUCUGGAUGAUAAACACACUACAAGAAAACAGCAAGGAUUCUGAGGGAAAAAAAUCAUCGGAAUUUCGUCGAAAUAUCGUUAUUCCGACGACAUACCGACGAAA